CUAUCAUCCGGAGAGGCAGGUGCAAGGCGGACAGGUCGCGCUGGCCAAAGCGCUGCGGGUUAGGCUCGGAUCGAGUCGAGUGACGUCUUAGUGCGAGCACGCCCAAGGCAGCUGGCAGAGCGGUGCUGCGGCACGAUGCGACCGCCAAGCGUGAUCUCACUGCGAGCUCUUUAUACUUGCUCCCUAGAAACCCGUGCCUGCAGGCGGCAGUCCAAGUCGGUCGCUCCCUGCUACACCUGCUUCUCAACUACCAUUCGCCUCUCCCAACACCACCUCAUACACAUCAUGAAUGCCGCAAUGCAGAGCGCAGCACUUGCCAACGUGCUGGUGGAGGUGCGCAGCCUGCGCGCCCAGUGCGUCGAGCUCGCCGCUCCCGCUGGCGACGCUGCUGUGUCGGCCGCGCCGCAGGAUGCGAUACGCCGCGAGGCGGCCGGCAUCAUCACACGCCUCGACGCCAUGAUCGAGGAGCUCACGCGCGAUGUGGCGCGUUGCCAGGCCAUCGACCAGGAGACUACGACAAUGGGCGCGACGCUCCACGGUCAGCCCGCCGCCGUGCUGGCGCACACCAUCAUGCGCCUGGACAACCAUCGCCGUGAGACCACUCCACUCACGAUGCGCACCGCCGCCUCGGCCAACGAGUUUCUCGCGCUCCUGAGUCGCGUCGAGGAGCUGCAGCGGCUGAAGCAGGCGCGCGCGACAGCGGCAUAGCCCUCUCAGCAGGCGCGACGCCCUCUUCUUGCCUCUCCACACCUCCAGUUGCGUCUCGGCAGCUUCUGACCCUCG
This is a messenger RNA of Tilletiopsis washingtonensis, 783 nucleotides long. RefSeq lists its product as hypothetical. Bases 136 to 708 code for a protein of 190 amino acids. The transcript has 3 exons. The record is from RefSeq and is a predicted model, not a curated record. Lineage: Eukaryota; Fungi; Basidiomycota; Exobasidiomycetes; Entylomatales.